AUGAGUUCAGGGGCAGUGUCGUGGUCUUCAAGGAAGCAGCCAAUAGUGACUUUAUCCACCACUGAAGCUGAGUUUAUUGCAGCAGCCUAUUGUGCUUGUGAAGCAGUAUGGCUAAGAAGAAUUCUGGAAAAGCUAAGUCAUAUUCAAACACUUAAGCUGUCAAAAAAUCCAGUGAUGCAUGGGUGCAGCAAACACAUAGACGUUCACUUUCAUUUUCUCCUUGAGCUCACCAAAGCAGGCAAUGUAGAGAUGGUUCAUUGUGGUAAACAAGAUCAAGUAGCAGAUGUGAUGACUAAGCUAUUAAAACUAGAUGCAUUUUUGAAGCUGUGUGGAUUGUUGGGAGUAUGUCCAGAACCAUAUAUAAACUAA
This is a messenger RNA of Prunus armeniaca (apricot), 369 nucleotides long. NCBI's taxonomy places the organism in Eukaryota, Viridiplantae, Streptophyta, Magnoliopsida, Rosales, Rosaceae. The record is from the annotation of a GenBank genome assembly.